CAGACUGAUUGGCAGAACACUAACAUACCACAGGUACAGUACUCUGCCUUGGCUAAAACGUACAAAAUAGUGAUAAUAGCAUCUAAUUCUGCUGUCAUGGAACACGACCACAUCACCAGGCACCAUGGUAGGGAGAAGACAGACCACUACCUGACAGCAGAAAUGAUUGACAAAUUACCUGACCAUCUGUGGGCACAAGGUCCCACAGAUGUAGGGCUAACAGAUUGCGCACCUAUCACAUUCUCAGUUAAUACUGAUACACCACUGUGGGUACGUCAAUAUCCCCACAAACCACAGGCCGAGACAGGGAUUCAGGACACAAUAGAAGGACUAAUUGAGAAGGGUGUGUUAGAACCCUCUCAGUCAGCCUGGAACACACCAAUCCUCUCUGUGGAGAAGAAAGUAAAUAAGACAGGUAAAUACUGCAUGGCACAUGACCUUAGGGCAAUUAACAACAUUUUGACCACACCCACUGUACCGGUACCGAACCCAUAUGUGGCUCUAGCGAACCUGGACCCCUCUCAGAAUUGGUUUAUCUGCAUAGAUUUGGCUAACGCUUUCUUUUGUCUUCCCCUAGCAGAAGAAUGCAGAGAUCUGUUUUCAUUCACCUACAAGGGUUACCAGUUGCGAUAUACUCGGCUGCCACAAGGGUUUGCACUUUCUCCUGGUCUAUUUAAUCAGGUACUCAAAGAAGCACUGAGUGACUGUCCUUUACCCAACGACAUAACACUAGUACAAUAUGUAGAUGAUCUACUGGUAGCCGCACCUAUAGCAGCCUCUUGUAUCAACGUGACACGUUUCGUCCUACAACACUUAGCAAACAAAGGUUUCAAGGUAAGCAAGAUCAAACUUCAGGUAGCUAGAAAGCAGGUCUCAUUCCUAGGGCGUAUGAUAUCACAAAAGGGGGUCAGCAUGCCUCCAAAACACAGAUGAACUAUUUUAUACCACCCUAAGCCAAUUAAGGUAAAAGACAUGCUCUCCUUUUUAGGCCUAACAGGAUACAGCCGUAGCUAUGUAGCCAACUACACGGACUAUCGGUUACCAUUCUACCUAGAUGUCUCUGGAACAGAAAACUGUGUUAAUGGCAUUCUGUUCCAGAGAAAAGGGGGAGAUAGAGUAAUACUGAUGUACAUAAGUGUCAUGCUGGAUAACAUGGAGGAGGCACAUGGAGUGGGACAUGUGGGUGCGGUCCAAAUGAUGAGAAAUUUUGAAAAUUGGUGGCAUCCUUUCCUGAAAGAUAUGGCCCAGUACUUAAUCAAAACAUGUGAACAAUGCACAAAAUUCAACGCUAGACGAACUGUCAGACCAGAACCAGGUAGGUACCCCUUAGAGACAAAGCCAGGGAGAGAAGUUAUUAUAGACUACACGGAUUUGAUAGACUCAGAUGGCCAGAGGCAUGCCCCACCAAGAAGGAAGAUGUUCUCUCCCCCUUUUGAGGAUCCUGCUGAGGACACCAUCCUGCCAUCCUCCUGUAUAGUGGGUGCAGCCAGGUGGGAGAUUGAGCAGCUGGUCCAGGAUGCCCUUGAGAACCAUCCGGCCCCAGAGGGAAUCCCACCCAACCGGCUGUUUGUGCCUCCGCCUGUCCGAUCUCCUGUGCUCCAGAGUUCAUCUCUGCCUGCUCAGCCUGUGCCCGCAGUAAGGCUCCACAUCGUGCUCCUGCUGGUCUCCUUCGCCCGCUUCCUAUUCCCCACCGGCCUUAGUCUCACAUUGCAGUGGACUUUGUCACUGGCCUGCCACCUUCAGAAGGACAUUGUGUCAGACAGAGGGCCACAGUUCACCUCCAGGGUUUGCCAGGCUUUUUGCCAGGCUAUGGGGGCAUCGGCCAGCCUCUCUUCUGGUUACCAUCCACAGACCAAUGGCCAGAUGGAGCGGGCAAAUCAAAGUAUGUCCCCAUUUAUGGCCGGUAAUGGUUUCCAGCCUCCUCUCCCCCGGCGUGAAGCCCAGGCAGCUCUCACCUGUUCAGCAGCUCGGAACCAGAGGUACAUUGGCCCUUACAUCAUUGACCGGAUCAUUAACCCCUGUGUGGGGGUGUGGCUGGCUCCUCCCAGUAGCAGCAGUGGCUCACCUGUUCCCACCCAGCCCAUUACCUCCACCUCAUAA
This is a messenger RNA of Larimichthys crocea (large yellow croaker), 2100 nucleotides long. RefSeq lists its product as uncharacterized. Gene Ontology annotation, biological process: DNA integration. Gene Ontology annotation, molecular function: nucleic acid binding. NCBI's taxonomy places the organism in Eukaryota, Metazoa, Chordata, Actinopteri, Sciaenidae. The record is from RefSeq and is a predicted model, not a curated record.